Molecule: messenger RNA, 1210 nt
Organism: Artibeus jamaicensis (Jamaican fruit-eating bat)
Lineage: Eukaryota; Metazoa; Chordata; Mammalia; Chiroptera; Phyllostomidae
Product: membrane-spanning 4-domains subfamily A member 8-like
Exons: 7
Coding region: 103-840 (245 amino acids)
Biological process (GO): cell surface receptor signaling pathway
Cellular component (GO): plasma membrane
Source: RefSeq, a predicted model, not a curated record
UACACAGUAGAGUAAGCCCAGUGUUCUUAUUCUCCAGAAAAAAACAACAAAGCACUGGGGAAGACAAGACAGAGAGUCUGAGCUGUAGGCUGAACAACCAGCAUGAAUUCAAUGACUUCAGCAGGACCCAUGGCCAAUACUGUGUUUAUGGCAGCACCCCACAAUGCACAUUCUGCAAUCCCGGGAAGCACGACUCAGGUGACCCUGUAUCCACACAACCAGCCCCAAGUCAACCUAAGUCCUGGGAACCAACCUGCCUUGCAGACACCUGAGAGUGCACCACCAGCCCAGAGAAUCUUCAAAGAGGGCAAAACCUUAGGGGCCCUCCAGAUCCUGAUUGGGCUGCUACACUUCGGCCUUGGCAGCAUCCUGGGGACCAUCAUGCUUGGGAAGUAUAAAGCCCCCUCAUUCUAUGGAGGCUAUCCUUACUGGGGAGGUAUCUCUUUCAUCAUUUCAGGAUCCCUCUCAGUGGCAUCAGAGGAGCAGCCAAAUUAUCCUUGCCUGAUGAGGGGCGGCUUAGGCAUGAACAUCCUCAGUGCGAUCUUUUCUGUGGUGGGAAUCUGUCUCUUUAUGGCAGAUAUAUUUAUCGACCAACCAGAUGUUUACCAGGGUUUGGAAGUGGUAUCAUUCCAGAUCCCUGGGAAAACUACUUCUGGUGUGCUGCUUGUCUUCAGCCUCCUGGAGCUCUGCAUUGCCUCCACAUGUGCCCACUUUGGCUGCCAACUGGUCUCCUACCACUUCGUGGUCUACCAAACCGUCUAUAUGUCCAACCAAGUGCCCAACCCAGAACCAGUGAACUCACCACCAUCUUAUUUCAGUGAGAUGCAGCACUCCAAAUAGGCCAAAGGCUCUAGAAGCAUCUUUCAAUGGGAUUUUAAGAAAACCCUUCCAUUUCCAUGCUAUUGAAACUUAGCUUUUUCCUUCCCUAACAAACUAAGCAACAUUUCUGUCUAAUUGUGUGCACCCUGGACUCCAUUUCUUUCAGCCUAGUAAAUUGUGCUGUGCCUCUAUUUAAAAAGAAAGACAGAAAUUUCAAGUGGAUUUUAGCAAAGGGGUCCUCCCUAGGGCAGCCACAUGUGGAGACAUCAUGUGCAUGUAUUUCAUGUGCUUUCCUGUGUGGGCUUAGGAGUUAGAGGAAUAAAUGUCUAAAGAGCUAAAACUUCAUUCUUUCAAUCAUUCACUCACCGAAUAAAUAUGCACCAAGAUUUCA